GGAUGAGCGGGUGAACUGAGAGAAGAAUGUAUGGAAUAAACCAGCGCUGUAUUUACAUAUCGUUUCAUUUUUUCGUGCUCUGGUGCCACGCACAGGGGGAGAAUCACCCGUCUCCUAAUUUUAACCAGUAUGUGAGGAGCCAAGGCGCAGUGACGGACCAGCUGAGCCGCAGACAGGUCCGGGUCUACCAGCUCUACAGCCGAACCAGCGGCAAACACGUGCAGAUCCACGGCAAGAGGGUCACCGCCACCGCAGAGGACGGCAACAUGUACGCUCGACUCUUCGUAGAAACAGACACUUUUGGGAGUCGCGUGCGGAUACGAGGGGCAGAAAGCGGCCGCUAUCUCUGCAUGAACCGGAAAGGAAAGCUCGUUGGAAAGCCCAAAGGCCGGAGCAGGGACUGCAUCUUCACUGAGAUCGUUCUGGAGAACAACUACACUGCUUUCCAAAACGCCAAAUACGAAGGCUGGUACGUGGCCUUCACCCGAAAAGGACGGCCAAUCAAGGCAUCCCGGACCAGGCAGAACCAAAGAGAGGUCCAUUUUAUCAAGAGACUCCACACAGGACCACCCCCCUUCCCCAACACUGAUCACAAUAAACAUUUUGAGUUCAUACGGUUCCCAACAACACGCCGAGCCAAAAGGAAUCGCAAAUCUCGAGUCACUUCUUCAUCUUAA
This is a messenger RNA of Boleophthalmus pectinirostris (great blue-spotted mudskipper), 677 nucleotides long. RefSeq names its product fibroblast growth factor 17 (gene fgf17). The transcript has 5 exons. The record is from RefSeq and is a predicted model, not a curated record. NCBI's taxonomy places the organism in Eukaryota, Metazoa, Chordata, Actinopteri, Gobiiformes, Gobiidae. Gene Ontology annotation, molecular function: type 2 fibroblast growth factor receptor binding; growth factor activity; type 1 fibroblast growth factor receptor binding. Bases 27 to 677 code for a protein of 216 amino acids. Gene Ontology annotation, biological process: positive regulation of cell population proliferation; positive regulation of protein phosphorylation; animal organ morphogenesis. Gene Ontology annotation, cellular component: cytoplasm.